Panicum hallii is the source of this 1807-nucleotide messenger RNA. RefSeq lists its product as uncharacterized. Lineage: Eukaryota; Viridiplantae; Streptophyta; Magnoliopsida; Poales; Poaceae. The transcript is spliced from 4 exons. The coding region runs from base 941 to 1660 and encodes 239 amino acids. The record is from RefSeq and is a predicted model, not a curated record. Gene Ontology annotation, biological process: shoot system development; root development.
CUUACCCUACCUCCUCGGUCGCGCCCCCAUGGCGCAGCAGUGCGACAGAACGGAAAAGAAAGUUCGUAAACAGCUCGGAGCUAGAGCUAUCCGUUUCCGGAGCCGCUCUGGAUCUGCGGGGAACCGGCCAUUGUGCCAUGCAAGGAGGCUUCUUUGAGGCGGGGACGGCCUCCCAACCGGCACCAGAUGAUCAGAUGAUUAUAGCCACGACGAUUUGAGGCGCAGGGGAGGUAACCGCCGCCGCCCAGCAAAGCGUGCUGGUCAAGAGAUCCAUUUGUCAUGGAUCUUUUUACAGAUGGUCUGGACAUGCCAGCACUGCUCCAUGAGUUGGACAGGUGAUGCUAAACUUGAAAAUAACAGGAACAUGCCAACAAAUGUUGCACGAGGGUUGAGAGAAGGUGCAACUAUAGGAUACUGAAAAAAAACUGGUACUAGUUGAUUGUUGGAAGAUAACAGAUGGAUGCCGGUACUACCUCAUAAGGAUUGAGAUGCAGGUGCAACUGUCAGUAGUUGAGGAUCAAAUAACAGCUGUUUGAAGGUGAAAUCAGCUGGUCACUCAACAAAUACAUAUCUUUUACAUGUCAGCUUUCAUUUACUUCCGUUUUUGGCUUGCCAACCUGGAUCUUCGGUAUACCUGCUCGUGCAUAUGACUUGCAACCAAUUGCUUGAGACAACACAUGCUGUUAGGGUCAGUUAUUGGUGUUUGCUGCACUGAACUGAACCGAUGAUUAUGCUGCAGCGUUGGGGUUUCUCCAUUAUUGAGAUUUGAGAAUAGAGGGGAGAUGGUGGCUGGGGCGACUUGCCACAUGCAUCACACUUCCUGACUAUAAAUAGAGUGCAUCACAAGGGCUGAGCACAAACAAAACAGAGCCUCCUUUCUCUUCCAUUCCAUACAGAAAACAGAAGUACCACAUCACACCAUCCACUAAAGCCUACAGAUAUGGCUUGCCAUCAAAGGUCCACGAGUUUGCCUUCUUUUCCUUACUCCACUGAACUCAAUGUGCAGUUGGAGCUGCAGAUCCUGAAAGCGCACAUCUCUUCACCUUCCGCAACCAUUGGCACAGCGUGCGAUGGCUUGAGGAGGCUUGGCGAUGUCUACGGAUGCAUAGAGGAGAUGAUGUGCUUGCCCAGCAGCCAAGCCUUGACCCGUCAAAGGAAGAUGGUGGAGGAAGAACUGGAGAAGUCCCUUGUGCUGAUUGAUCUCUGCAACGCCACGCAAGAGAGCUUGGCAGAGCUGAAGACAAGUGUCCAGGAGCUGCGUCUGGUUCUCAAGAGGAGAGACAAUGCGGCAGCUCAGCUUAAGAUCGAGUCGUUUGUUCGUCUGGCGAAGAAGGCACAGAAGCCUGUGAAGAAGACGACCAGCAAAGCUACCGCUGAAGGUUGCAGUUGCAGACUGGUCAAGCUGCUGGCUGAAGGCAGAGAGACAGCCGUGUCUCUGCUUGAAUCCACAUCGUUGCUCUUGCCGAAGCAAAUUGGCAGCCCCAUUGCCAGCAAAUGGUCUCUCGUCUCCAUGAAGUUCCAGAAAACGAAGGUUUUUUGUGAGGAGCGGCAAUUGCAGGCGCUUGAACGCAGCAUAGGAGAUCUUGAAGAUGGGGUUGAGUUUCUUUUCAGGAGGUUGAUUCAAAGCAGGGUUGCUGUUCUGAACAUUCUUAGCUCAUAAAUACUUCUGAUGAUACAAAAGUCACCAAUUUGAUUGUACAUGAGCUCAAGCGUAUAUAAAAUCGAUUGAUUAGAGACAGUUUUGAUCAUAUAUGUUUGUUGUAUCAUAUCAAUACAUCAUGCAAGAAAGGAUGAUCCUGGGAUCUCA